AUGAAUGAACUUAAUGAAAAACAGCAGGCCCCUGUUCAAUAUGAAUGCCUGGAAAAGAUGAUACAGAAUGGACACGCUCGGCGGAUGGGAUCUGUUGAAGAUCUGUAUGUCGCUCUCAACAGACAAAACUUGUAUCGAAACUUUUGCACAUAUGGAGAACUAAAUGAUUACUGUACUAGGGAUCAGCUUACAUUAGCUUUGAGGGAAAUUUGCCUGAAAAACCCAACUCUUUUACACAUCGUUUUACCAACAAGAUGGCCUAAUCAUGGAGAUUAUUAUCGCAGUUCUGAAUACUAUUCACAGCCACAUCCAAUACAUGAUUAUAUUUCAGUAUUGCAAGAACUGAAACUAGAUGGUGUAAUUCUCAAUGAACAACCUGAGUACAGUGCAGUAAUGAAGCAAAUAUUGGAAGAAUUUAAGAAUAGCAAAGGUUCUUAUACUGCCAAAAUUUUUAAACUUACUACCACUUUGUCCAUUCCUUACUUUGGACCAACAGGUCCGAAUUGGCGGCUAAUUUGUCUUCCAGAAGAGCAUACAGACAAGUGGAAAAAAUUUAUUUUUGUUUCUAAUCACUGCAUGUCUGAUGGCCGGUCUUCGAUUCACUUUUUUCAUGAUUUAAGAGAUGAAUUAAAUAAUAUUAAAACCCCACCAAAAAACUUAAAUUACAUUUUUCAGUACGAAGAGGACUAUCGAUUAUUGAGAAAACUUCCAGAACCGAUUGAAAAGGUGAUAGACUUUAGGCCACCCUACUUGUUUAUUCCGAAGUCCCUUCUUUCGGGUUUCAUCUAUAAUCAUUUAAGGUUUUCUUCAAAAGGUGUUUGUAUGAGAAUGGAUGAUAUGGAAAAAUGCGAUGAUGUUGUUACCGAAAUCAUCAAUAUCUCACCAUCAGAACUUCAAGAGAUUAAAGCGAAAAUUAAAUCAAAUAUCCAAGGUAAGUGUACUAUCACUCCAUUUUUACAUGUUUGUUGGUUUGUAUCUCUCCAUAAAUGGGGUAAGUUUUUCAAGCCAUUGAACUUCGAGUGGCUUACGGAUAUUUUUAUUCCUGCAGAUUGCCGCCCACAACUUCCAGAAGAUGAGGAAAUAAGACAGAUGUACAGAUAUGGUGCUAACGUUGGAUUUGUUGACUUCACCCCGUGGAUAAGCGAAUUCGACAUGAAUGAUAGCAAAGAAAAUUUUUGGCCACUUAUCGAACAUUAUCAUGAAGUUAUCUCGGGCGCUUUAAGAGAAAAGAAGCACCUCCAUGGCUUGGGGUUCAAUAUACAAGGCCUCGUCCAAAAAUAUGUGAAUAUUGAUAAGGCAAUGUGCGAUCGUGCCAUUGGAAAAAGGCGCGGGGGUACAUUAUUGAGUAAUGUAGGUCUCUUUAACCAGUUAGAGGAACCCGAUGCCAAAUAUUCUAUAAGGGAUUUGGCAUUUGGCCAGUUUCAAGGAUCAUGGCACCAAGCAUUUUCUUUGGGUGUUUGUUCGACCAAUGUGAAGGGGAUGAAUAUCGUCGUUGCUUCAACGAAAAAUGUUGUUGGUAGUCAAGAAUCUUUGGAAGAGCUUUGUUCCAUUUACAAAGCUCUCCUUUUAGGGCCUUAG
This is a messenger RNA of Saccharomyces paradoxus, 1578 nucleotides long. RefSeq names its product alcohol O-acetyltransferase (gene ATF1). The coding region runs from base 1 to 1578 and encodes 525 amino acids. Gene Ontology annotation, molecular function: N-acetyltransferase activity. The record is from RefSeq and is a predicted model, not a curated record. Lineage: Eukaryota; Fungi; Ascomycota; Saccharomycetes; Saccharomycetales; Saccharomycetaceae. The transcript has a single exon.